GCAGGCGGGGCUGGCGAGGGUGGAAAUGGCCCGGAAGGGAAGGGAGGCCGAGCGUCCGAAGGUGGCCCAGUAGGGCAUGGACCCGCAGCUCCCUCCGCAUCCCAGGGUGCUCGAGGAUACUGGCGGCCCCUGCGAGAGUCAGCGAGCAUCUGCUCUGUGCCGGGCAUCGCAGGGGACGCGGACCGAGACCCAGAAGGCCAGGUUCCGGGCCUGGGAGCCGGGCCUUCUCCCGUGUAGCUCCCUCGGCCUGGACACCCCACCCGCGUGCUCUCAUCUCCAGGCUUUGCCCGCAGGAAGCCAGUCCCGCCCGCCUCCGCCCCGCGCUGCCCAUCUCUCGGUUCCUGUUUUCUUCCACCCUGUAGUUGACAGUAGUGCUUAAGACGACAGAACCCACAGCCUAGCUCAGUCUCAUUACGGUGUGGCCUCUCUGUGCCUCAGCACGGCAUCCGUAAAGCGGGUAUCAUAGCGGCACCUGCGUCUCUGGAACCUUGUCUGAUUUCAUGAGUUGUGCAUGUAAAUCGCUUAGAGUACUGGCUGCCACUUAGUAAGUGCUCAAUAAACGUUAGCUGUUCUCAGCCCUUAAGAUAGGGUCUGGCAUACAGUGGUGGUCACUAGGCGUUUGUUGCUUAAAGGAAUGAAUGAAAGUUGAAUGGAGGAUGUACAGAGUAUUGUGAGAAACCUUAACCCCAAGGUGUGUGUAAUGUGGGUGAUAAGGAAGGUUUCACUCUGGAAAUGAGCAGUGUUGGGCCUGGAAUAGAAGGUGUAUUCGUUUCCUAGGGCUGCAAACAAAAUGCCGGGUGGCUUAAACACCAGAAAUGUAUUUUCUCACAGUUCUGGAGGUUAGAAGUCCAAGAUCAAGGUGUCAUCAGGUUUGCUUUCUUCUGAGACAUUUCUCCUCGGAUUGCGGGUAGGCACUUACUUCUUGCUGUGUCAUCACAUGGUGCUUCCUCUGUGUUUUCCAUCUGUGGUGUCUCUCUUUGUAUCCCAAUUUCCUCUCUUCGUAAGAACAUCAGUCAGAUUGUAUUAGGGCCGACCUUAAUGGCCUCAUUGUAACUUAAUUACCCCUUUACAAGCCUGAUCUCCAAAUACAGUCACAUUCUGUGAUUCUGGGGGAACAGUUUACCCAUAACGAAAGGAAUUGACAAGAAUGGACAAGGGGGGAUAUAUUUUCCAACAGAAGUGACGGAAUGCACAAGAGGCUUAAAAGCAGGGUACUCACGGUGUCUUUUUGUGUUCAGGGCACAUAUGUGUAGUUCAGUCUUGUUUGCGCUCUCCUGCUUUUUUUUUUUUUUUUUUUUCCAUUUUGUCCCCCUGAAAACUCAAAGUGGGUGAGCCUUCUCAUUUUUUGUCUGGCAAAGUUAACUCAUGUUUCAGCCUAGAUGUGUCUUCCAGGAAGUUUUCCGUGACCCUUCCUCCCAAAUUAAUUUCUGCUUCCUCCAUUUAAUAACCCUGGUACAGUGUGACGAUUGUUUUUCCCACUAGACUGAUGCUUCGUGAAGACACGGAUGACCAUGUCUGAUGUGUUUGCCAUUGUACCUUCAGUGCCUAGAGUAUAAUGGGCACUCUGUAAAAUUAGGUGAAUGAUCGAAAACUGAGGCACAGGCAGGGAAUCAUCUUGUUCCAUUUGUCAGCAUUCAGUCCUCUCGACAAUUUGUUGUACUUAUUAGGCACAGAAUAUCUGUUUAACUGAAUUGGCCUUCCCGGUAUGAUAAGAUUCAGUAUAAAGCUAAGACAAGACUCCAUGUUUGUUUGCUUCAAGCCAGUGCUUUUCUGAGUGGGGUGGAGGUGAGGGGCUAUGAGUAAGCCAUUUGGAAAGUAUGUUGAUGGGCAGACUCCUUAGGAGCCCUCUAAGGUAAGCUUGGUAAUAAGGUGUGUGAGCUGUGGGCCCCUGAAGAAGUCAUCUAUUAAUGGCUCAGCUGAGAAAACAUCCACAAAUUCUAUCCAGUAGUAUUUGACCUGUUGAUAGAAUUGAGGUGCCUCUGCUCUAGGAGUCUUCUCUGCAGGUUGAAACUCCAUUCUGGCUCUUGUUUCCUUUAGAAGCAUUUCUUCAUUCACAUUGAUGGAAGCCUUUUCUUGUUUCUUUUCCCCCCAUAUUUUCAUUUGUUGCCAUUCAUACCAUCUUUCCACCAUCACAUUCCUUGAGAUUUGUAGCUUUUAGAACAAGAAGAAACCUUAGAGCUCAUCUAGUCCAGUGGGGGACUCCUCCAUUGUUAUGGAUGAAAAACUGAGGCCGAGAGUCUGAUCCAUUCAGAAAUAUGUAUUGAGUGCCUACUAUGUCAAAGACACCUCUGGUAGGUACCAGAGAUACAUUGUUCAGUAAGACAGGUGGAGUCCAUGUCUUCACCACAGAAAAUCUUUGCUGCUUGUCACCAGGUCUCUUGAAUGGUUGAGCAUGGACCCAGUUGCUACCCACAGCUGCCAUCUCCUCCAACAACUGCAUGAGCAGCGAAUCCAAGGCCUGCUUUGUGACUGUAUGUUGGUGGUAAAAGGAGUCUGCUUUAAAGCACAUAAGAAUGUGCUAGCAGCAUUCAGCCAGUAUUUUAGGAGCCUCUUUCAGAAUUCUUCAAGCCAGAAGAAUGAUGUCUUUCACUUGAAUAUUAAAAACGUCAGUGGCAUAGGGCAGAUCCUGGACUUCAUGUAUACUUCUCAUUUAGAGCUUAACCAGGACAAUAUACAAGUAAUGCUGGACACAGCACAGUGUUUGCAAGUUCAAAACGUUCUGAGUCUGUGUCACACAUUUUUAAAAUCAGCCACUGUAGAACAGCCACCUGGCGUGCCUAGUAAUAGUACAUUGUCUCUGCAAAGCACCCUGACCCCCGAUGCCACUUGUGUUAACAGUGAAAACAACUACCCCCCUCAUUUACUGCCGGAAUGUUCGGCAGACACACAGCAUAAUAAGGGGUUGGAUGAAUCGCAUUCACAUGCUUCACCCUCAGUGAAUCUUCAUCACUCCACAGGUGAAAUAUCAAAACAAGCCCCUGAUACUUCAGACGGCACCUGCACAGACCUGCCUUUUAAACAGCCAAGUCACUAUUACAAACUCAGAAACUUUUACAGUAAGCAGUACCAUAAACACGCAGCUUGUCCCAGUCAGGAGCGAGUCGUUGAGCAGCCUGGUGCUUUCAGCACCUCCGUAGAUCUUACCACGGUAGAAAGCCAGCCUUGUGCUGUCAGUCAUGCCGAAUGCAUCCUGGAGUCUUCCGAGCACUUGCCUUCCAACUUCCUGGCCCAGCCUGUGAAUGACUCUGCCCCAGACCCUGAGUCCGACGCCAUAUGCCAACAACCUGUCAAGCAGAUGAGGCUCAAAAAGGCCAUUCAUCUGAAGAAACUCAAUUUCCUGAAGUCACAGAAAUCCGCAGAGCAAACAUCUGAACCCAAGUCGGAUGAUGGUUUAACAAAGAGGGUCGAAUCUGCUAGUGAAAAUACUCUAGAGAAAACUAGCAGCCAACGUACUGAAGAAAAAGCAAGUGAAGAACCCGUCAGUGGUGAGAAUUAUCAUUGCAUUAGUGAGACGGAGCGGCCCGAAGACCCGGCAGCACUGGAAGACCAGUCCCAUGCACUUCAGUCCCAGAGACAAUAUGCCUGUGAAUUAUGUGGGAAACCUUUUAAACACCCAAGCAACUUGGAGCUUCAUAAACGGUCUCAUACAGGUGAGAAACCUUUUGAAUGUAACAUUUGUGGGAAACAUUUCUCUCAGGCAGGUAACUUGCAGACUCACUUACGACGACAUUCUGGUGACAAACCAUACAUCUGCGAGAUCUGUGGAAAGAGGUUUGCAGCCUCUGGCGACGUCCAGCGUCACAUUAUUAUUCACUCAGGAGAAAAACCACACUUGUGUGACAUCUGUGGUCGAGGGUUUAGUAACUUCAGCAAUUUGAAGGAGCACAAAAAGACACACACGGCUGAUAAAGUCUUCACCUGUGAUGAGUGUGGAAAGUCUUUUAAUAUGCAAAGGAAGUUAGUCAAGCACAGAAUUCGGCACACGGGGGAGCGGCCUUACAGCUGCUCUGCCUGCGGGAAGUGUUUUGGGGGAUCAGGUGACCUCCGCAGGCAUGUCCGCACUCACACUGGGGAGAAGCCGUACACGUGUGAGAUCUGUAACAAGUGCUUCACCCGCUCCGCAGUGCUCCGGCGGCACAAGAAGAUGCACUGCAAAGCUGGGGACGAGAGCCCGGAUGUGCUGGAGGAGUUCAGCCAAGCCAUCGAGACCUCCGACCUCGAGAAGUCUCAGAGCUCAGACUCUUUCUCCCAAGACACAUCCGUAACGCUGAUGCCGGUGUCGGUGAAACUCCCCGUCCCCUCAGGGGAAGAUUCUGUGGCAGAAUUUGCCAGCCACUCUGGCGGCUCCUAUUGCAAGUUACGGUCCAUGAUCCAACCUCAUGGAGUUAGUGACCAGGAGAAGCUGAGUUUGGAUCCUGGUAAACUUGCCAAGCCCCAGAUGCCACAAGCACAGCCUCAGGCCUACACUUACGCAGAUGUGGACUCCUCAGCCGGUGGCGAACCACUGCAGGCGGAUGGCAUGGCCAUGAUCCGCUCCUCUCUGGCUGCUUUGGACAACCACUGCAGUGACACCCUGGGCGGUCGAGCAUCUUCCACCACUUACAGGAACUCAGAGGGCCAGUUUUUCUCCAGCAUGACUCUCUGGGGGCUAGCGAUGAAGACACUGCAGAAUGAAAAUGAGUUAGACCAGUGAUGGACUGUACUUCUCGACAGUGGAGGCUUGUUCUCAGUUUGGCAGCCUGGAAUCAAGCCUGCAGGAGGGCCAAGCCCAGUGGCUCACGCCUGUGUUCCCAGCACUUUGGGAGGCCAAGUCAGGUGAAUCACAAGGUCAAGAGAUAAAGACCAUCCUGGUCAACAUGGUGAAACACUGUCUCUACUAAAAAUACAAAAAUUAGCUGGGCAUGGUGGUGCAUGCCUGUAGUUCCAGCUACUCGGGAGGCUGAGGCAGGAGAAACAUUUAAACCCGGUAGGCAGAGGUUGCAGUGAGCCAAGAUCGUGGCACUGCACUCCAGCCUGGCGACAGAGCAAGACUCCAUCUUAAAAAUAAAAAGGCUGCAAAAGGACCCAGUUUCCCCAUGACUGUUCCUUCUAACUAGCCAGAGAAUAGCUAGGUUCCCUCCUGGUGAUGGCUCAUAAUCUGAAGCAUUUUGAGCUGGGGUUUUGGGGAGAAGGGCCUGCUGGCUCACUGAGGCAGCUGCAGGAGGGAGCGCUGACGUCACUGAAGCCAAAAGCUUGAUGCUGUCUCAGCAGCUUCAGCUCGAGAGAGAGUGCAUGUGUCAGCUACUGUACAUGUUGGUCAUGUUAAAGGAAUUAUAUGUGUAUAAUAUUACAAAUAUUUUUGCAUUUUUACAAGAUUGAAAUUUGCAGCAUUUUUUACUAAGUAUUCACACAGAAUUUAUUUGUAUAUGAAACUCAUACCAUAAUUUAAUUUGAAUAAAUGAAGUUUUUCUAUAUAAUAUGUUUCCGCUACCAUUUUUAUUAAUCUAAAGACUAGAGGAGUGUAAAAAUAAAUAGCAGCGAGGACUCACCCUGCAAAGAUGAGAGCCACAUCUGCCGGCCUGCCCUCCUAGUACAGCGGGUUUCUGAGUGGUCAGAACAGCCUGACUCCUGGCUGCCACUCACUGGCAAGGUCCUGGGCAAGCUGCUCACCCUCUCAGGAUCUUCUCUGGGGUUUCUUUUUUACAGUACGAGAGGAACAUCUUCCAGCAUUUUUACAAGGCUUGACUGUUAUGAUCAUCCACCUGAAAAUACCUGCCCAGGGCCUGGCCCUUGAAUGGGCUUUCUAAAUAUGUACUUCUCCUUCCCAGCGGGCUUGACGGCCUUUGCAAAAAUAUAUGUCCAUGGUGCUGUCACAAGAAUAUGAAGGUGAGAUUGUGGAGGGGAAGAGGUGGCAACCUUGUGGCACAUCACAGGCAGUCUGCUGGUAGCACUGCCUGCACAGAAGGCUGUGUUGAGAGCACCCUUGUAUACUCAUGAGCAGCUCUAACUCAGAGUUACAAGGUACCCAGCGAGAGACCAGUGAGGAGGUGAGGACUUUCACAGAAGAACAGAACAGUGCAGAGUAGGCUAUCAGCCCUGAAGUCCACCACAGGUGCGUUUCCUGGCUCCCCAACCAUCAGCUGCACUGUGGUCCUGCCAGGCUGGCUCAGUAAGCAUCUGUUAUCCCUGCUCUACAUGUGAAGUGAACUUGGAACACAAUGGCUGCAGACGAAUGUGGACCUUCCCCUUCCUCCCUGUGUCCUCUUCUCUCUCAGCCUCCUCUGGCUCCUCCCUCAUCCUAACUCCCAUAGCUCUUCAGCCUCCCUGCACCUACAGCCCAACCCUCCCCUCAGCUGUCACUGCGGAUGCUCCUUGGCCAUCGUUCACCCACCAACCCCUUCAUCCAUUCCACCUGGUGACCCUCCACUGCUAUCCACAGGGAGCUCAGCCAGGCUGGGGAGAGACAGCCAUUCUCUAGUUUCUACAGCUCUCCUGAGCCCUCACCAUCUCCUACAAUCCCCUCUCCUUGAUCCAGGCCACGUGUUGCCCUAGACACCUGUGUCACAUCUUCUCAGACCUCUGCAGCUCACCUCUCCUGUUUAUGGCCUUGCUUCCUAUUUCUCUCAACCUAGAAACUAAUAGGGGCCGGGCGCAGUGGCUCAUACCUGUAAUCCCAACACUGGGAGGCUGAGGCACUUGGGUCACAAGGUCAGGAGUUGGAGACCAGCCUGGCCAACAUGGUGAAACCAGGACUGUGUUCUUGGCUCCAUCCCUAGCCGACUGUGUAACAAAUGCCCUCUUCUCACUAGUCUUCAGUGUCCUGACUAUGCAAUGGCUACAGAAUUUCCAUGAUAGUGCUCUAUGAUUUUCUAAGAAUGGCCCAUGGCUAGGAUUCUGUAGAACCUUCCAGUGUCAAGACCUGGCUUCCAUUACAAAGUUGGUAGCAGAGGCCAAGAGGCUGGGCAGGUCAUCAGAAAACCCCCUAUCUGAGCAGAAAGGGACCUUAGCAAUUAAUCUUACUUCCGUGAGCUCAACAUUUUGUGGCUCAGCUGGAAGACUUGUUGACAAUGCAGAUGUUUGAAAAUGAUUCUGUAGGUUGGGGCAAGGCCUAGGAAUCUGCAUUUAGCUGGUUUUCUAGAUGAUUCUGAGACAGGGAGUGCAAGGGCAGUACUGGAAGGCACGCUGAUCUAGUGUGAAUCCCGCAUUAUAAGACACCCUGAAACGUGAGCGACUUGCUGGAUAAUGACUGGCAAGAACGCAUCAUGUCUACUGUGCCAGCACAAUGGCAAAUGCUCUGCAAGUCAACUCAGGCUUCAUAAGAACCCUCUAUGGUGUGACUCAUAAUUGCCCCAUGGGGAAAGUGACUCACUGAGAGGCGAAGGAACUUGCCCAAUACCACCUAGCCAGGAGGGUUGGGUCCCAAAGUUCCGGGAUGACCUGGUGGCAAAGCCCCAAGCCAGGAUCAGAUGCAGCCUGGAGUGGAGGGCAGGGCUGACUGCUGGGCUGUGGACUGAUCCGGAGAGACACCUGCUCUAUCGUGUUCAUGAUACUCAUCACCCAUCCCGCUCCAGGAGCGUUUGGCGUUCUUCCCUGUUAUUUUAACUACUUUUGAGACAGGGUCUGACUCUGUUGCCUAGGCUGGAGUGCAAUGGUGGUCAUGGCAACCGAAACCUCCCAUGCUCACGUGGUCUUCCCACCUCAGCCUCGCAAAUAGUCUGGAACCACAGGCGAGUACCGCCACAACUGGCUUUUUUUUUUUUUUUUUUACUUUUUGUAGAGAUGGGGGGUCUCACUAUCUUGCCAAGGCUGGUCUUGAACUCCUGGCCUCAAGAGAUCCUCCCACCUCAAUCUCCCGAGUAGCUGGGACCACAGGCACACACUACUAUGCCCAGCUAAUUUUUUAAUGUUUUUAUCGAGACGGGGUCUCACUAUGUUGCCCAGGCUGGUCUCAAACUCCUGAGCUCAAGCAAUCCUCACACCUCAGUCUCCCAAAGUGCUGGGAUUACAGGCAUGAGCCACCGUGCUCAGCCACUUCUUUUUUCUUAAGGUACUUAAGUUAUAAUACAUGUACAACAGGAAAGGGUAUCAGAAAAUACAAAUAAGUAAAACAGAAAAAAGGCCUUCAUGCAUCACCUGCGUUCUCUCAUGGAAUCUCUUGACAAUCGGAUCUGGUCGCACACUGUUCACAUCUCGGUGUAUUUCCUAUCAGACAUUUCCCUCUGCAAUCAGACACAAAGAAAUAUGGACUCCCGAACGCUUUUUAGAGUAGCUUAUACUGUAUAUCCUACUUUGUAAUCUGCCUUUCAUGUAGCAAAUUGCCAUAAACAUCUUCCCUUGUCAAAAAAACGUGUGUUUUGACACUGACUCUGAAUCCCUGUGAAACUCUUGUCAUUUCCUUUCAUCUCAGGAUGCUUGUGAAGGCCCCGCAUGGCUCUGAGCGG
Callithrix jacchus (white-tufted-ear marmoset) is the source of this 8420-nucleotide messenger RNA. The record is from RefSeq and is a predicted model, not a curated record. Lineage: Eukaryota; Metazoa; Chordata; Mammalia; Primates; Cebidae.